CUCAGCGAUGUUCAACCAGUAUUCAGGAUAAAUCCGCAAGUCGCGAUAUAAUAUCCUUUCUCCCAAAGUAUGACAAAUCGCAAGUCCUUCCUUUUCUCACACUCUUUUGCUGCGAUGUCUGCGAUGAUCGUAAGACGAAGAUUUUGAGCCAUUCUUUAUUCUGCUUUUGCUUCUACAUAUUCUAGAUGAAAAUGACUUACUAUAUCCUUCUCCAUCUGCUCUUCUUGCCCACAGUCUUCUCCCAAGCUGCUACUUUCCCACAAUGCGCUAACACCUGCUUAUCGAAUUUCAACAAUGGUACCAACACUGGCGAUUGCGCCAACUCUGAUGCUGCUUGCAUUUGCGCGAGUUCGGAUUUUCAAAGCGGUUGGGCGUGUUGCUUGAACAACGGGUGCAAUGCCACAGACGUAUCAUCUGCCGUUAGCACCAUGAAGACCCAGUGCCCAAAUGUGCCAACGAUAGGGACUUGUACCGUAGACGAUGCUCAGACCCCUGGUGGAUUUGACGGGAAGGGUCCUGGAGGAGGUGGUCCGGGGCAUUUUGGGGGUGGUCCGGGUGGAGGCUUUCACGGCCCCGGUGGAGGAGGCUUUGGUGGCGGACCAGGAGGACCACCAGGAGGAGGCGGAGGCGGAGGGGGCAAUGCUCCAAGUCCAGAUCCUACGACCGUGACGGCUCCAGCUUCAACGAUAACAGCUCCAGCAGAUCCCGUUACAGUCACAACGCCUGUCAUCAUUAAUAAUCCAGUCACAAUCGCCAGUCCUGUCACAAUUCAAAGCCAAGUCACAGUCACAAACGCAGUCCCAGUAACCAGCCCAGCAACCAUCACCGCAACACUUCUCCAAACCUCAAUCUUGACAAGCUCUCAGGUAGUGGUUGUCACAUCCAUCAUCUCCAACGUUGCAGCAUCGUCCGCUGCUCCCUCAACGAUUCUACUGACCAGCACUUCGCUGGUAGAGCAAACCAGUGUGUCGAGCACCGAAACCGUCGAGACUACAGAAACAGUCUCGCAAUCUACAUUCACAUCUGUAUCAUCAUCAGCAGCAACAACUUCAUUCGCCAGCAUUCCCGCCUCACCGGUCGCUCCAAUUCUCGGCCCAUCCAGUACACCGGCACCCUCGCAAUCGAUGGGAAGUGGCGCCAAAGCAGGGAUUGCGAUAGCGGUCCUCAUCUUCGUCGGCAUCCUAGCAACAGGCAUAUACUUCUUUGUGCGAUGGCGGAAGCGUGCCAUGGAUAAGGAAUUUGAGGUCUGGAAGAAGGAGCAAUAUGAUGCCUUGCAGGAUGCCAAGCAAAAGACGGCUCCGGUGUAUUCAGGGGUAAGGACGACGGUUUCGAGUGGGAGGCCGCUGUAUAGGGAUAUCUUUGAUAAGCCGGGAUAA
Messenger RNA from Mollisia scopiformis, 1376 nucleotides. RefSeq lists its product as uncharacterized. The transcript is spliced from 2 exons. Lineage: Eukaryota; Fungi; Ascomycota; Leotiomycetes; Helotiales; Mollisiaceae. The coding region runs from base 186 to 1376 and encodes 396 amino acids. The record is from RefSeq and is a predicted model, not a curated record.